Messenger RNA from Medicago truncatula (barrel medic), 844 nucleotides. RefSeq names its product kunitz-type trypsin inhibitor-like 2 protein. The record is from RefSeq and is a predicted model, not a curated record. The transcript has a single exon. Lineage: Eukaryota; Viridiplantae; Streptophyta; Magnoliopsida; Fabales; Fabaceae. The coding region runs from base 75 to 725 and encodes 216 amino acids. Gene Ontology annotation, molecular function: endopeptidase inhibitor activity.
CUACUAUUUUCCUACUAUAUAUUGAGGUAGAUGUAACCAACCAAAACACAAACAAAAAGCAUCCCUAUCUAACAAUGAAGCAUCUUUUAUCACUAACCCUUUCCUUCUUCAUCUUUGUUUUCAUCACCAAUCUUUCACUAGCUACCUCAAAUGAUGUUGAGCAAGUAUUAGACAUAAAUGGUAACCCCAUUUUUCCAGGUGGUCAAUACUACAUUUUACCAGCACUUCGUGGCCCCGGAGGAGGAGGAGUAAGAUUAGGAAGAACCGGUGAUUUAAAGUGUCCGGUUACCGUCCUACAAGAUCGUAGAGAAGUCAAAAAUGGUCUACCAGUGAAAUUCACCAUACCAGGAAUAAGUCCUGGUAUAAUUUUCACUGGUACACCACUUGAGAUCGAGUACACGAAAAAACCUAGUUGUGCUGCAUCAACAAAAUGGUUAAUAUUUGUUGAUAAUGUUAUUGGAAAAGCUUGUAUUGGUAUUGGUGGUCCUGAAAAUUAUCCUGGUGUGCAAACAUUGAAGGGAAAAUUUAAUAUUCAGAAACAUGCAUCUGGAUUUGGUUAUAACUUAGGGUUUUGUGUUACUGGAUCUCCUACUUGUUUGGAUAUUGGAAGAUUUGAUAAUGAUGAAGCUGGAAGACGUUUGAAUUUGACUGAACAUGAGGUUUAUCAAGUUGUGUUUGUUGAUGCUGCUACUUAUGAAGCUGAGUAUAUUAAAUCUGUUGUUUGAAUUUCUAUUUAGAUAACUAGCUUAUGUAACUUUUGUUUUUAUUGUGUAGAACUAUGUUCUUGAACAAUUUAAACAUUUAAUAAGUGAAAUAAGUUACCUUUGCUUCUUCCUUUCUUGCA